GUGCAUGUGUGUGUGAACAGAAGGGCCUGCAUGCUCCUCUCACAGCUACUCUCCACCCAUGAAGGGCAGACUCACACAUGCACUGACACACAGUUUGUGUAAUGUGGUUUCGCAGCAAAGACAGAGGAGCCUCCUGCUGUAGAGCAAAUACUGGGGAACUCAGCUCUGUGAUUUCAGCAGGAUGGACAGCAGAGGAGUCUGGAGAAGAUGACACAGACUGACAGCCUCUUCCUCUCUCCACACUGGCUGGAUUUCCACAUAUCCAACAUCAUUCCAGAGUCCAUCUGAUGUGAUUUAGUUUCCAGUCCUUUCCUCAGUAAGGCCACCUGCACAGUUCUAUUGCUGUUUGGUGCACAAAGGCAUCAUGGGAAACAUAGUCCAGUGCUGCUACACACUGUCAAACUUCUUCAAGUGUAAGGAUACACCGAUCCAGGGUGAGGCGGAAAGAUCCCCUCUGCUCUCCAGUGAGGAGAGCGAAUGUGAAUCGCUGAGCCUGCCGGACGACUUGGAGGAUGAUCUGUUAACCGUCUCCACCGGGGUGACAAACCCAGCCCUCGAACCAGAGCACUUCCUGUUUCCUGACAUCAUCCUAAGCAGCAACUUGGGAGGGGACGUGACUCUGGUGGAGCCGAUGGUGUGUCUGCUGGUGUCUGAGGAGGAGGAGGUGGUGAGGGUGGAUGAGCCGGGAGAUGAUGGACAAGAGAGGAGCAGCAGGUGGAGAAACAGGGGGUUUUCUGAAGUUGAGACACAGACCGAAGUAGUGGAGACACAGAUCGGAAAGGGGGUGCAGACUCAGACAGAGUCACAGGCAGAGGUUCAGGCUCAAAAUCAAAUGUGUAGUAAUGAGAUGGUGGAGAGAGAAGUAAACGCUCUAACAAACACUGACACUGCAAACGAGAUGCUUGUGGAAGAACAUGAAAUACUGAGACAGUUGGAUGUGUUCUUGGAGGCACAAACAUCACAAGAGAGGCACUCAGAUGCUUCAGAGAAACAACAGAGAUGGAUAGACUCUGGAAGCUGGGCUGACAUGGACGUUUUUGUUGAGGUGCGAGGGAAGGAGGAGAGACAGGCAGAGAAAAACAAAUGGGCCUUCGGAGACAUAGGCAAGGAAGCUGAACAGGAAGAACUGAAACAGCAUCACAUCCAUGAGGAACUGACCCCCACUUCAACAAAGCAUACAUUUCAAACAGGAAAAAAAGAAAAGUCAAACACAGAUGAAGAGAAUGUAUUUAGGUUACAACAAGAUAUUGUUGCUGCUCAGGUAAAUACAGACUUUUCCUGGACAGAGCCGACACAAGAGAGUGUUAAAGACAAAGAACAAAUCAUUGAAUCAGAGUGCACCUCAGUGAUGCCGGCUGAACACAACUAUAUGGAUGAGUCACAGAAGGACGUUCAGCAGACAAAAUACAGCAACAACAACACUGAAGUUGUGGAGAACUUUAACCCUGCUGAGUGUCGUGCAGACCUGGCUCAACAGAGUAAUCAGGAUAAUGAACAGAUGGGACAGAGUGUACAUGAAAAGGAAACAAAAACAACAAAUCUCUCUGAGGACCGUGCAGAUCAGACUGCAGAGAAAUCCAUUUUAAAUGCAGAUCAUAUUCAAUGUCAGGACCCAGCAAAGAGGGAGGAGGACGACAACAAGCCAGCUCCACCACAGGUGGAGGAGGAAGAGAAGCUAGCAACCUUGUUUUUAGUUGAUGGGCUGUUUCUGGCAGCACCACUUGACAAAGCGCCUCCAAGUCAAACUGAAGAAAGCCCUGGGGAUGAUCAGCCAUCUGAUGCUGAUAAAAGGAAACAACUCAGCAUCCAUGACAUCGUUGAUCUCCAAGAGACAAACCUAACUGUCAGAAUUCAGCCUCCUGGAACAGAAAGUUUUGAGCUUCAGGUUUCAGGCCAGAUGGUGGUGGCGGAGCUACACCAGGUGCUGAUGGAGCACGAGAUAACCUGCCACCGCACAUGCUUCUCCCUCCAGGUGGGGGGCACCACGCUUGACAACCUCACAGAUUUACACUCCAUCCAGGGCAUCCAGGAUGGAGCACUGAUCAAGGUGGUGGAGGAUGCUUACACAGUGCGUGAUGCUCGUCUUCAUCUCAGACAUGUUCGUGAUCUACUGAGGAGUCUUGACCCUGCAGAUGCAUUCAAUGGAGUCAACUGCAGCUCGCUCUCUUACCUCACCUUUUUUACCAGAGGAGACAAAGACUGUGACAGCGUGGGGAACAGGCGAGCUUCUGAAAAGGAGUCUGUUGACUGCAGCCCUCCAGAAUACAUCCUCCCUGGAUGUAAGGAACGACCAUUUACUCCCCUACAGCCACUCAGAGAUGACUGGAAGCCAUUACAGUGCCUGCGGGUUCUAACAAUGAGCAGCUGGAACCCUCCUCCAGGAAACAGGAAGAUGCACGGGGACUUAAUGUACCUCAAUGUCCUGACUGUGGAGGACAGAGAGCUCAACAUUACAUCCUCUACACGUGGUUUCUACCUCAACCAGUCAACUGCCUUCAACUUCAAUCCUAAACCUGCAGCUCCCAAAAUCCUCUGCCACUCUCUCGUUGAGCUGCUGAGUCAAGUCAGCCCUGCUUUCAGGAAAAACUUCAGUGCCCUGCAGAAGAAGAGAGUUCAGCAGCACCCUUAUGAGCGAAUCGCUGCACCUUUCCAGGUGUUCACCUGGAUCGCUCGUCAGGGAGAUCACACCCUUGACUGUGUCAGAGCAGAGGAGACACACACCAGUCGCAUGGGCCAGGACGAGCACACAGCUGGGCAGAGUCGGGAUUGGAAUGAGGAGCUGCAGGGAUGCAGGGAACUCCCCAGGACCUCCCUUCAGGAGCGGCUGCACAGAGAGAGGAGCAUAUUCAAGACCAACAGUGACUUUGUUGCCGCUGCAACACGAGGUGCUGUAGCUGUUGUCGACGGUAACGUCAUGCCAUUAAACCCAGGGGAGGCACCUCACAUGCAGAUGUUCAUCUGGAACAACCUGUUCUUCAGCCUGGGGUUCGACAUAUCUGAGCACUACCUCCCACUAGGGGGCAACACUGCUGCUCACGCUGCUGCCAUCUGUGACCUGAGGGGAGCGCAGGCAUACGCAUCUGUGGACAUAGAGGGGCUUCACACACUUGGAACAGCUGUCGUAGAUUAUCGUGGCAUCCGUGUUAUCGCUCAGACAAUCGUCCCAGGGAUACUGGAGAAAAAUCAGGACCAGAGUGUCGUCUACGGCUCUAAUGACUAUGGAAAAACUGUGUUUACACACCCCAGGUUUCUUGAGCUUCUGGAUAAAACCAGUAAACCACUAAGAAUCCAGCGCCACUGGGUGCUUGACCACAGUGACAGCCCAGUGGAGCUUUGCUCUGGCAUUGAGACCAAAGGCAUCCUGGGUAAUGACGGAAGAGCCUACAUCUUAGACCUUCUCCGGACCUUCCCCCCUGACCUUAACUUCCAGCACUCAGAGACAGAGGAGAGGAUGGAGGUGCCGAAAGAGUGUCAGAGCUUUGGUUACCCACGGCGACAUCCUCAUGGGUUGGCCAGUCUGAGACCAGAGCUGAUAGAGGCCUUUGUCCAGCACAGGAAUGAACUCAGUAUCAAGAUGGUGUCCCAGGGGCUCAUCCAACCAGAAGAACAAGAUAAAGCCACAGAGCAAAGUGAAGAGACGAUAACUGGAGAUAUAGCCACAGCCGGUGCUGACAUGGAACUUCAAAGAAGAAGUGUGACUAUGAAAGCUUGUGAGGCUGUUGGAUCAAUGAGUGACUCCUGCUUUGACAUCCGCUUUAAUCCUGAUGUUUGCUCUCCAGGUGUUCGUUUCCUCUCUGAGUGUGUCGAGGAGGUUCAGAGGCAGAGACAGUUGUUGUGGGAUGCGGCUGCUUUUCUACUGUCCAAUCAGAUUCCAGCAGUGCUGAGGGACUGUCUUGACCAAAUAGUCGUGCCGAUGGAUGGAGCAACCCUGACCUCAGUGCUACACCAGCGGGGUGUGAACGUACGAUAUCUGGGCACCUUACUGAGGGAGCUGGACAGAGUCGAGGAGAGAGAUAGACUCAGCCACAUACAGAGAAUUUCCAUCAGUGAAGUCAUCAUUAGGAGUGCAAAACACAUCUUCAGGACCUACCUACAGGAUGUGGAACCUGCAGCUUUCUCUGCCGCCGUCAGUCACUUCCUAAACUGCCUCUUGAGCUCCUCCUCCUGUUUCCCCGACUCCUGCUCAGAUGAGCUGCUCUCUCGCCGCAGGAGCCGACGGCGGCGGAGCCACGGGAGUCGAGUCGCCUCAUUGACAGACAGUGUGUGGGCUAGACUGACCCCCAGUGAGCUGUGGGGCCGGAUCAGGACUGAGGCUGAAGAUUAUUACCACUACACAAUAGAUAGUGAAAGUAUAGAUGAAGUGAUAGAAAAGUACAGCCUUCAGAGGAUCUCCCUACUGAGAGAGAUUGCCAUCAAGACGGGCAUCCAGGUGCAGCUGAGGGAGUAUAUGUUUGAGUCCAGACACAGGCCGGUGUUUGGUGAGGAAGAUGUUGUCAACAUGUUCCCUGUGGUCAAACAUCUCAAACCUACAGCAACUGAUGCCACACAGCUUGUGCGACUCGCAGAGGUGGCAGUGCAGCAGGGUCUUCUCAAAGAGGGUUACGAACUCAUUAGCCAGGCCCUGACUCUGUUCAGCAGCGUGUGCGGGGUUCUGCAUGAGGACGUGUGCAUGUGCCUGCGUCUGCUGGGACGCAUCUGCUACAUCCUGGGAGAAUAUGCAGAUGCCCUCAGCCACCAGGAAAAGGCUGUUAUGAGUAGUGAGAGAAUACAAGGUAUAGACCAUCCACAGACCAUACAAGACUAUACUUACCUGGCCUUGUACUGCUUUGCUGGAGGACGGCAUUCGACCUCCCUUCAGCUGCUGUAUCGUGCUCGGUACCUCACCCUGCUGGUGAGUGGAGAGGACCAUCCACAAGUCGCGCUGCUGGAUAGUAUGCUUGGUCUAGUACUUCAUGGACUGAUGGAGUAUGAGCUUUCCCUGAAGUUCCUACAGAAUGCCUUAAUUUCAACCUCAAAAUACCACGGUGCCACAUCACUGAAGCAUGCACACAGUCAUCAUCUGCUCGCCACUGUGUACGAGAGUAAAGGAGAGUUUCGAUCAGCUCUGCAACACGAGAAAGAGGCUUAUUCAAUAUAUACGAGCCAGGUUGGGGAGAACCAUGGCAGUGUGAAGGAGAGCUCAGAGUACCUGCAGAGCCUCACUCAGCAGGCUGUGAUCCUUCAGAAAGCCAUCAACCACAUCUACAGUAACACACCUAGUGCCUGUAUUCCACCUCCAAAGUUUACCACACCAAGCCUUCCCACCAUCCUUCAGCAGCUCAACCUGACGUGUGGAAUCAUUCUCAUUCCCCUCAGUGCAAAAGAAAUUGCAAACUUGAGGACUGAACUGAAAGGAAAGGAAAUGGUUCAAGAGGAAGAACUGGAAAAAAGCUGCGGACAACAACCCUGAACUACGGACCAAAGAAAGAGUGACAAUAAAACAUCUGUGAAUUCAGUCAGACCCCUGAAAAUGACUGCAGACAAUGAUGGCAAAUGAAAGCCUUGCAAAUUACUGGUGUUAACAUGUGGGUUAGCCUGCUUUGGACAACUAUAUCCAAGUAACAGGCAGGUGCAGCCAUCUCCUUUUGGAAGAGGAGUUUGUUCGGCUGUUGUCUGUGGAGGACUGGACACUGAAGAGAGCCUUAUCUAAUGAUAAAGCUUUUGUCUAAAUAUAUGGGAUCCAUUAACUAACUCUGUGAGCUAUAAUUUAGGCAUAUAAGCCCAUGGAUAACUCCCCUCCUUUCUGUCAGAUAAAUGUAGAAACCCUACACACUAAAUACAGUUGUACUGCUGGAUGAAUGGACAAGCUCGGUGUGUUUAGGCCUCCUAUUGUGAAAGUGAAAAUGCAGCAACAUUGUAAAAAAAUGUUUUAUUUUAAAUGUUGUGCUGUCAUCUUGCAGUCCCUUGUGUGUCCACUGGGUUUCACACUUGUGCCAUGAAGACUUCUCAAAUCAUGAUAUUCCUGAAUAUUGAAAUAAUAAUAGUAGUAGAUGUGAUUAGCUGCCAUUUAACUCAUGUUGUUGUAAGUAAUAUUUAGGUAACUAAUAAACAUCUGAACAUCUUAUGUCUUCAUUCCACAACAAGAAGUCACAUGAGUGGUUUCUAAAUGGCUCCCUAAGAUGGAAGUAACAGCAUUACACUUUAAACUGAUAUUAUUAUCAAAUGAAAUUUUGUUGGUUGGUCUGCAGGGAUCAAGUUCCUAAAUGACUGUGAGAUUAGUGAAAUUGUUUUGAGAUAUUACCACAAAUAAUUGUGAUUUUAAUAUAUGUUUUACAACUGUCAAUCAAAAAAAUGUAAGUUUAUUACAGGUUUUGUUCCCGUAGUUUCCUGGAGUUGUUUCAUUACUCAGCAUCUAUGGAGCAGCUGCAUGAUUUGUCUCUAAGCGACAUCUUAACUACAGCCUGUCUUUCUGCUGCUCACCUCAAUGACACACUUGUUUACGAUUAAAAUUGUUCAAAUUAAAACUUGUCUGUGCAAUA
Epinephelus lanceolatus (giant grouper) is the source of this 6518-nucleotide messenger RNA. Lineage: Eukaryota; Metazoa; Chordata; Actinopteri; Perciformes; Serranidae. The record is from RefSeq and is a predicted model, not a curated record.